CCUCCCACAGCCUCUUUCUUCUCCACCAUCUGAUGUGCUGUCAGGAAAACUCUGGAGGGAAAGUCUCUGUCUGGGCGGAGCUUCAACUUUGGGGACUUUGUUCGAAACAAACUGGACCCAGCAGAGUUUUUCCUCUGCAGCCACCGGUGGCUCUGAGGCUUCAGGACUUCCAGUUGGAGCCGCCAGCAGCGACCCUCAUGGCUCUGUUCAAGUUUCUGUGCGCCAUCAUCACCAGGGCGAUGUUCAUCUUCGUGUCUCUGGCGGGAGUCUGGAGGGUGACAGGAGUGAAGGAGGAUCCCAGAUACUGGUUCCUGACGUUCCUCUUCUUACCGCUCGUUGCUGAGAUGAUCAUAACUCUGAAGAGGAGGAAAGGACAAGACUACAAAUGGUUCUCUCCUCCCGUCUUUCUGUUCCUCAUCAGUAUCAUUCCCUCCAUCUGGAUCCUGGAGCUCCACCACCAGGAGCACAAAGACAGCAACCCUCAGUGCAACAAGCUCGACUCUGAGACUCUGCAAAAAGUGAUCGCUCAGAACCAGACCCAGGGAAACUCCACCUUCCACAGUUCCCUAGAGGAACUUGAACGUGUGUUGUUGUCCGUCUGCCCCAAUGACUGGAUCCUGGCUCUCCAUCAGAUCCUGCUCAUCCUCCUCAUCGUGGGGAAGUGGCUCCUCCCACGGGGCGGCGGAAUCUCCAGAGACGAGUUAUCUCAGCUUCUUCUGAUUUUCGUCGGCACGGCGGCGGACAUCCUCGAAUUUACUAGCGAGACGCUGUCAGAUAUCCGAGACGACAGCCUUCAGCUGGUCUACAUCAUCUUAGGGGUAUGGACUUGGAGCAUGUUGCAGUUUCCCCUCCAUCUGGCCGUGGUGAACUCCAAGAACGACAGCGAGGGCGAUGAGUACGCUGAGGAGACGUCCCUCUUGAGUAAACACAGCACCAACAUAUGGAGCGUCGUGGAGGCUUUGUUCAUCCAGGACGGGCCUUUUCUGGUGGUCCGGCUCACCGUCAUGACCUACUACAAGGUCUUCCACCAGAUGCUGGUUUUCUUUGCCAUUAAGAACUUCCUGGUGGUGAUUCUGAACUUGUACAGGUUGGUUGUCAUAUGUCAGGACUUCAGAUCGUCCAGGAGGAGCAGCGGGACGAGCUGCCCCGUACCGUGAUCCGACUCUGGGAGCACGGAGAGACGUUACACCCAACAUUUUACAACUACUGCAGACUCGUAAAGAACUGCAGUUUGGAGCAGGGAAAUAAACAGAAUACUUGGUUUCUGUUUUCUCCUUGCAAUUUCCUCAACUGUGUGGAAUCAGUCUGUUGUGAAUAAAUAAUGCUGUUGGAAGCAGAGAAAGUGUGAGCAACCAUUUUCUUACAGGCUGAAGUUCAGAUUCACACACUUGACUGCCAAUUCAUGCACCCCGGCGACAUUACAGCUUCUCUAAACCUUGAAGAGAACACCUUUUAUUUAGUACUUACAUGUGAUUAUGAGCACACAGACAAGUUUCUGGUUUAACCCUCGUUUUGUCCUGCGGGUCAAAAUUGACCCAGUUUAAAGUUUGAAAAUGUGGAAAACAAUAUAUUUUCACAGUGAAACUUCUGAUGUCCACAUUUUCAACAUUUUUGGGAAAUCUUUGAACAUUUUUUUUAAAAAAGAUGUUAAAAAUGUUUCUUAAGAACAUUCACAAAAAAUCAACCAAAAUCCAGUGAAUUUCGCUGGAUUUUGGCAGAUUUUUUUUUUGUGAAUGUUCUUAAAGAAAAUAUUAGAAGUUUUACUGAUAUAUAUGUAAUCAUUUUAGAUAUUUUUAGGAAUUUUUGAAAGAUUUUUACUCAUUUUUUGAAAAUAUUUUCAAGAAUUUUCUUGCCAAAUUUGGGGGAUUUUUUCAAAUAAAACUUUUAAGGGAAACUUUUAAGGAAUUAUUGGAAUUUUCUUCCUGAAGGUUUUGCAAACUUUCAGAAAUUUGGGCAAUUUUUUUGCUGAAUGUUUGGAUUUUUUUUCAGACAAGGAAACAAUAUUUUUUAGUGUCCAUAAAUGAAGACAACGGGAGGGUUAAUUGAUGUGACAAGCAGCAGAUAGGGGACUUGGCAGAAGAAGGAAGCGUGGCAGGAAAAAGGUGUGGGGGUCCAAGAGAAAAAUAUCCUGAUCUGAUUACAUGUUAAAUUGCACAUUACAGAGCCUGCACUACAAUACAGUGCAUGAGAAUAGCUCCAAAGCACAACCUGUGUUUGUCAACCUCUAGUACUUGAAGCCAGGCUGCUGAUUAGAUAACGAUUUGGCAGAUUUCUAACAGUUCUGUGCCCGGCGUCUGGCUGAGAGGGCAGCAGGAGCAGGAAGAGAGGAAGACGGAGCGAUAUAAUGGAUGACACAGAGGCUGUGAAGUGUUGACAGAAGCUGAGAUCGAGGGAGAGCAAUUUUCCUGUCUGAACCCAGGCAGGAAGUUUAAACUGAUAACAAAAAUACAAUUUCCAUCCUUUGGUAGUCGGCUGUUUGAAGAAAAAACACUGGAUAAUCUUUGAUUGAUGUUAUUUUGUACCUCAUGCAUUAUUUCUCUGUGCAAAAAAAAAUAGAUGUGUUCUACAUUUGAAAAAGAAAAAUUACUUCCACAUUUUGGUAGUCUAUUGUAAUUUUGUGCCAGUUUUUUUAAGCAAAUUUGAAUCACCCUGUUCUAAACACAAACCCUCCAAAGUGACAAAAUCUACUGGACAUAUAAAGAAACACAUUUUAACAGCCAUCAUGAGCUCUCUUUAAGGGUUUCUCCAUUUUAUUUUAUUUAAAACAGUCAGAUUCCUCAUCAGACACACAAUAAAUACAUACAAAUGCAUAUGUGCCAUUCACCAAUGCAUUGUGGAUAUUCUGAACACUGUUUUAAGUCAGAAAAACGCUAAAAAUCCAACAAUCGACAAAAUUAAGACCAUUCAGAGUUCUUAAUUUGUGAAGAGACCUGUUUUUUAAACUCAACUUUUAAGAAAUGAUUGUGUCAUUAUGAUUAGUGAUAAAUGACAGUCAAAAUGAAAUGCAUUAAUAUUAGAAGUAGUUUUAGUUAUUUAAAGAAGACAAAAUCUUUUUUUCCCUUUCAUUCUACUGUAUUGAAAAGCUCAGUAGGUGGCCUUUUGUCUCUUUUGUCUACUAUAACAGUUAAACAGAUCAAGUGCGAUUUAUACAUGAUAUAAAUAUAUGAUUGAAUAUAUGAUAUAAAUAUUGUAUUAUCGCAACAAUUUUAAAGUUUUAUUACAUUUUGUUCCUGAAAUCCACCUUGAAUCCUCCUGCUGGGCUCAGAAUAACACAGAAUUAUUUUGCACAGCAAAGGUUUGAUCCAUAUCAGAACAAAGACUGGAUUAUCUUGUCGAUUUCAGAAUUAUAUUUUUUUGUUUGUUUGUUGUAGAUAACCCAUUUUUAGUCGAAUCUGAUUAUAUCACUUCUGGCCUAAGCAAUGCUUUCCUUACUGAGACUCUGAUGGUUGUGACAUAACGGAAAUUAGCUUGAACUUGUGCAAUAUCUUUAAGAAUAAAGAGACUGAACACAUAAACUGCACUUAGGUAACAAGCUCUGUUUGAGUAACACAGGCUUUAAAACCACAACUUACUGUGAAGGCUUAAUAUAGAACUGCCACACAAACUGUGUAGUUUAAGCUGUCAACAAAGAAAGAAACAGCAUGUUAGAAAAACGUAUUGUUACUUCUGCUAUGUUUUAUAUAUAAAUUUAUAUAAUUUUUCAACCCCUUUAAAUCCCUUUUUUAUUGUGUCAUAAUGCUGUUUAUCUCUCAUCUAAUAAUCAUGUAUAUACAUUAAUGUGGCUCAUCCUCACUUUAUAGUCUUAUUUCUAAAAUAUUACACAAGCAGUGCUUUUAACCCUCCUGUUGUCCUCAUUUACAGGCACCAAAAAAUAUUGUUUCCUUGUCUGAAAAAAAUCCAAAAAUUCUGCAAAAAAAUUCCUCAAAUUUCUGAAAAUUUGCAAAACCUUCAGGAACAAAAUUCCAAUAAUUCCUUGAAAGUUUCCCUUAAAGGUUUUAUUUUUUUUCUUUUUAAAAAUCCCCCAAAUUUGGCUAGAAAGUUCUUGUAAAUAUUUUCAAAAAAUGAGUAAAAAUCUUGCAAAAAAAGUCCUAAAAAUAUCUAAAGUGAUUACAUAUAUAUCAGUAAAACUUCUAAUAUUCUCGUAUUAAUGAAUGAAUGUUCUUAAGAAACUUUUUUGACAUUUCUUUUUUCCACCAAAAUUUUUUUAAAAACUUCCCAAAAAUGUUGAAAAUGUGAACAUCAGAAGUUUCACUGUGAAAAUAUAUUUUUUCCCCACAUUUUCAAACUUUAAAAUGGUUCAAUUUUGACCCGCAGGACGACACGAGGGUUAAAACACUGUUCUGAGGCAUAUACUGUAAUAUUUUACUGUAUAUUUUGGACAUAAACUCUAACACAAGCUUGU
Molecule: messenger RNA, 4402 nt
Organism: Amphiprion ocellaris (clown anemonefish)
Lineage: Eukaryota; Metazoa; Chordata; Actinopteri; Pomacentridae
Gene: tmem26a
Product: transmembrane protein 26a
Exons: 6
Coding region: 33-1157 (374 amino acids)
Source: RefSeq, a predicted model, not a curated record